Messenger RNA from Thyridium curvatum, 1401 nucleotides. RefSeq lists its product as uncharacterized. The record is from RefSeq and is a predicted model, not a curated record. The transcript is spliced from 7 exons. The coding region runs from base 1 to 1401 and encodes 466 amino acids. NCBI's taxonomy places the organism in Eukaryota, Fungi, Ascomycota, Sordariomycetes, Thyridiales, Thyridiaceae.
AUGGCAACCAGCCCUCCACCAAUACCGGACCUUUCCCCAACCAAGUCCAUUGCUCAAUCACCCCCAAGAUCGCCUUCCAAGUCGCCUUCCAAAUCAUAUCCUCAGUCGCCUACCAGAUCGCCCCUCAAGUCUCCCAUCAAGGCCUCGUCUCAGGAGUAUCCCGAUUCUCCCACCAUCACACCACAAGUGGAACCUCUGGUUGAAGGACCAACUACAAUAGGCCUCGAGGAACUAGAGACUAUGGCAUCAGAGAGCAGGAACCAGCAAGGGCAGCAACUCCGUUCGCAGAUGAGAACACCGGAUCCCCAGGUUCGACGCAGUCAAGCAGGCGGCGGCCAACUGAAUGGCCAAAGAGCCAAUGUUCAAACCACGCCAAGCACGCCUGGUCAUCUUCCUCCAUUCGAUUGGGACGACCUGGAAUCGCGAUACGAGCAAGCUCUUGCCGAAGCAAGUGAGCAGGAUAAGGAGUUGCUCCAGGAAUUCGAGAGUCUGGUCAAGUACUUCAAUGUUUGGGCUUCAGCAGCGUCUGCGCACGACAAUGAACGUGCCACGAAGCGACUGCAAACUCGCGAGAGGUUCGUCAGGAUCUCUGAGCAGAGCCUCGACCAAAGGAAACGACAUUUAACCGAAGUCGUCCAUGGUAUUGCCGGCCUCGAGGCGAAGCUGUCGCCUAAAAACUUCGAGGCCCCGAGCUUUGGAGCUCUGGUCUGUUCCACACCACCACUGCUGGAUAAGGAAUUGGAGAAAACUGUCGACCAGACGUCGUCAUGGUGGGAACCGACAAGCUCACCUGGCAACAUCGCGGCGAUGGCCCCGUUUGAGAUCCCACAAGUGACUCAGGCUGAUAUCCUUGGCUUCCAAGAAACACACUUCUCUCUGCAUGCGAUCGCCAGCUUCGACUCGCAAUUUCUUCAGCCCCUCGGCCACGAAGCUGAAAAAUAUCAAGACGGCAACGAGACUGCCGAUUACAUAGACGAAGACGACGAUGGACUUGGUUACUACGCGGACGGCGUGAAGCGCACUCUGACAGACGAGCAAAUCGCGAUCUUCCGGCAUUCAGAACUCGAGGCGCUGAAACGGGCUGCCAGAGGCACGGCCUCGCAGCGCCGUUCGAGCCCUGCAGAGACAGGACAGCUCGCAGAUGCGAAAGACUUGGAAGAUGGAGAAGUAUUGGGACCUGCGACCGACGCCGACACAUCUUCUUCUUCUAAGAAGAGGAAGAACCGAAAGAAGGCCGCUAAGAACAGGAGGACAGAGGAGAAGAAGCCUGACCUACGAAAGCGCACCUGGGAUGUGGUUGACAGCGGGCUGGAGAGCUUGGAUUACGACGAAAUGGAAUCGGCACCAAAGAUGCGAGUCAACCCAUCCCAACGGCGACAGAUCUCGUACGAUGAUGGGUAG